GGACCCAAAGCAUAUUCUUUUUCCUACCUAACUUAUCCUAUUGGUCAAAACUGUUGUGUUUCCAAAAUUCUCAUUUCCCACAAAGUUCAACUCUGGAAGUUGCGGGAAGUUCCGUUCUGAAACAGAAAAGAAAAAUACAGUUGUAGACAUUACUUCGUGUUUUGGAAAAGCCAACCUAUCUGUUUUAUAAGCUGCCUGCAUUGGUUCCGUGCUGAAAUUGUUGGCUAAAAACUUAAAGUUGAUGACUGAAUGGAUAGAAAACAGCAUAUAGCAAUUUUUACCACAGCAAGUCUGCCAUGGAUGACCGGAACUGCAGUUAACCCUUUGUUUCGCGCUGCUUAUCUUGCCAAAGAUGGAGAGAGAAAGGUCACAUUGGUGAUCCCUUGGUUAUCCUUAAAAGAUCAAAAACUAGUAUACCCAAACCACACCACCUUUGGUUCACCCUCAGAGCAAGAAUCGUUUAUUCGUCAAUGGCUAGAGGAGAGGACUGCAUUUAUAUCUGGUUUCGCUAUACGGUUUUAUCCUGGAAAGUUUGCUGUAGAUAAAAGAAGCAUUCUUCCUGUAGGGGACAUCUCAGUAAUUAUCCCUGAUGAAGAGGCAGAUAUUGCUGUCCUUGAGGAACCUGAGCACCUUACAUGGUUUCAUCAUGGGAAGAGAUGGAAAACUAAAUUCCGCCUUGUCAUAGGAAUAAUACAUACCAAUUAUUUGGAGUAUGUGAAGAGAGAAAAAAAUGGACAAUUCCAAGCAUUUCUUCUGAAAUAUGUAAAUAGUUGGGUUGUAAGCAUCUAUUGCCAUAAGGUAAUUAGGUUGUCCGCUGCCACCCAGUAUUACCCCAGAUCCAUCAUCUGCAAUGUUCAUGGAGUUAAUCCCAAGUUCCUUGAGAUAGGCAAGGAAAGGUUUGAGCAACAACAUAGCAGUAACCACCAGGCCUUCACCAAAGGUGCUUACUACAUUGGGAAGAUGAUUUGGAACAAAGGCUAUGGGGAGCUACUUCAACUACUUAAUAAUCACCAAAAGGAGCUCGCUGGUCUUGAGAUUGAUCUAUACGGAAAUGGAGAGGACUCCGACCAGGUUAAAAAAGCUGCUAACAAGCUGAAACUGACAGUUAGAGUUCAUCCGGGUCGUGAUCAUGCUGAUCCUUUAUUCCAUGAUUAUAAAGUGUUCUUGAAUCCUAGCACCACAGAUGUUGUUUGCACAACCACAGCCGAAGCAUUGGCUAUGGGAAAGAUUAUUGUUUGUGCCAAUCACCCCUCUAACGACUUCUUCAAGCAGUUUCCCAACUGUCGAAUAUAUGACGAUGACAAUGGUUUUGUUGAAGCGACAUGCAAGGCACUCAGUGAGGAGCCUGUACCAUUAACUGAUGCACAGAGAUAUGAGCUGUCUUGGGAGGCAGCCACAGAGCGGUUUUUAAAGGUUUCCGAGCUGAACCAGGUCUUUGCAACAGAAAGGGAGAAAAAUUCGUCAAAGGAAUUUGCAUCAGUCUCCUUGAACUUGUGGAAAAGCAUGGAGGACACUUCAGCAUAUUUUCACUAUCUGGCAUUAGGAUUUGAAACAACUAGAAGAGCAUUUGGUGCGAUUCCAGGAAGCUUGCAGCCGGAUGAAGAGCAACGUAAAGAGCUUGGUUUGGCAACCUCAUCCAAACAUUCUUUGUAAAUCAUUUCAGAACAUAUUUGAAAUGCUAGAAAAUUUCAACCCUUGCAUUUUCAUUUUCAAACACAUGAUAGUACUCUGGCUAAAGUUUUAAUACAAAAGUUGGUUCACCAA
Messenger RNA from Gossypium raimondii (Peruvian cotton), 1764 nucleotides. Its product is annotated as digalactosyldiacylglycerol synthase 2, chloroplastic. Gene Ontology annotation, cellular component: chloroplast outer membrane. The record is from RefSeq and is a predicted model, not a curated record. The transcript is spliced from 5 exons. Gene Ontology annotation, biological process: galactolipid biosynthetic process. Gene Ontology annotation, molecular function: digalactosyldiacylglycerol synthase activity. Lineage: Eukaryota; Viridiplantae; Streptophyta; Magnoliopsida; Malvales; Malvaceae. Bases 250 to 1653 code for a protein of 467 amino acids.